AUCUGACUGUCUCUCCGGCAGCUGGAGAAACGCUUUGUGUGUUUGUCUGCUCGGGUUCUUCUGCACACACGGAGCAUCAAACAGAAGAAGAAGAGCCAUUGGUUCGGAGGAGUUGAUGACGAAGGGAGCGCACUGUCUUCUCCAGGAGCGCAUUAGCCCACUCUCUCCCACACACACUGCACCUCAGACCCGUGGGAUGAGAGUAGUGUGUCGGACUGGGAUGAACAUUUAAUUGGAGAACUUUUUCUUUCUCUGCUGUUAUUAAUUUUUUGUUUAUUUUGGAGGUGGAGACCUGUUACGACGAGCGCGUUUUCUCUCCAGGAGCGCGCAGUGUGGCACACGCUGGAACAAAAACAGCUCGGUGCGGCGAGUGCAGCGCAGGCAGGUUUCCGUUUUAAAAGCAGCAGGAGAGGCAGGAGAGUUACGGAGUCCGCGGGGAAGCAGUGUCGGUGCGUGAGAAAGACGGACAGCUCUCUAAAAACGGCUGGGAAUUGAGAAGAAAUCAGCGGCGGAACUUGGAUAUGGCGGGUGUGAAGACGUUCGACCUUCUCGUUGGAGUUGUUUUAGUUUUGCAGUGUGUGGGGAAUGCCCGAGCCGAGAUCACAGCCAGUAACGGGGUCUCUUACUCAGUCGUGCAGGGGCAGGCAGGAGACGAGGAUGCGGCAGUGGACGUGAAGCUGUACAGUCACCGGUGGAGGAGAUGGCUUCCCCCAAAACCUCGUAACAUGGACAGUAACAGGGCCAGUCAGGAGCAGGACCAGGAACCUGAGCAGGUGGAGCCCGAGGGCCUCCCAGGCCUGCUGUCUGCAGAGGACACAGACAACAGCUCCCAGAUAGAGGAGGAUACAGAUCACGACUACUACACGUCAAAAACAUACAGCCCAUCGGAUCCGAUGAGCAAGGACUUGUGGGUAAAUAUCGACCAGAUGGACAAGGAAAAAGUGAAGAUCCAUGGGAUUCUGUCCAACACACACAGACAAGCAGCGAGAGUUAAUCUGUCCUUCGAUUUCCCUUUUUAUGGACAUUUUCUGCGUGAAAUCACCGUGGCAACUGGUGGGUUCAUCUACACGGGUGACGUGGUCCACCGGAUGCUAACAGCUACACAGUACAUCGCUCCUCUAAUGGCAAACUUUGACCCCAGUGUCUCCAGAAACUCCACUGUCAUCUACUUUGACAAUGGUACUGCUCUGGUGGUGCAAUGGGACCAUGUCCACCUACAGGACAACUACAACCUGGGAAGCUUCACCUUCCAGGCAACACUACACAACACCGGCAGGAUUGUUUUUGCAUACAAAGAGAUCCCCAUUGAGGUGUCACAGAUCAGCUCUGUCAAUCACCCGGUGAAGGUGGGCCUGUCUGAUGCCUUUGUGGUGGUCCACAAGAUCCAACAGAUACCCAAUGUGAGGCGGAGGACAAUCUACGAGUACCACCGUGUGGAGCUGACGAAGACGAGGAUCACCAAUUCUACAGCCGUGGAAAUUAUGCCUUUACCCACCUGUCUCCAGUUCACCAGCUGUAGCGCGUGCAUCUCCUCACAGAUAAACUUCAACUGUAGCUGGUGCCAUCGGCUCAACAGAUGUUCCAGUGGCUUUGACCGCCAUCGGCAGGAUUGGGUGGACAACAGCUGCCCAGAUGAGACAAAGGACAAGAUGUGCGACAUCAUCGACACUACGCACCUCUACCCCUUCACCACCACGAUUGUCGCCAAAACAACAUCCAGGAGCAAAGAGGCCACUGCAGGCAGGGACACAACCUCCACCUCCCACCCUCCCACCAGCGUCCCCACUGAAGAUGACACCAAGAUUGCCCUGCAUCUCAGAGACAACCAGGUGAUGCCUGCAGACAGUGCUGUAGACAGGAUGCCAGGUACACACCCUUUGCACGUUGGUCUGAUCCUCGGCAUCCUCCUGGUGAUGCUCAUCAUGGUUGCCGGCGUGCUGGUCACCGUGUACAUCUACCAUCACCCGACCUCUGCAGCCAGCCUCUUCCUUAUUGAGAGACGCCCAAGCAGGUGGCCAGCCAUGAAGUUUCGCCGGGGGUCGGGCCACCCGGCCUACGCGGAGGUGGAGCCAGUGGGCCAGGAGAAGGAGGGCUUCAUCGAGUCCGAGCAGUGCUGAGGGAGGAGAGGGCGUCUGCACCCUCCCCCCUCCCUCCUGUGCUUGCCCUCCUCCCUCCUGCUUCACGGGGACUUCUCCAGAAUCUGCUUAUCGGCGCAGGAGCUCAAUGUACACAAUGACUCGUUAAGACUGCGAAAUCGGCCCAUUGAGCACUAGAUGAGACUGGAUAGAGCAGCCAGCAAUAUGAGCAAGUGAGAAAACUGAUUCCAGACAAGCCCAUUGUUCAGCUCAUUGGCAAGGGACUGACCUACUGGGGACAGAGGGAGGGAGCAGCAUUGAUGUCAUCGACAGCAUUGGUUAAGUUUUGUACGGCUGUUAUCAUGUUGCCAUAGAGGGAUUGUACAACCUGACUGCCGAGACUGGAUACUGGUGUGUCUGAGGGGGUGAAUUAUACAAUAUAUAUUUUCAGAAACAAUACAGAGUAUGUGAACAGAGAUUUCCACUUUAUUGUUGGUGGGGUUAUACUGUAUAGGCCUUUGUAUAUCCAUCAGGUUUUUACUUCUUUUCCUCUUUCUGUCAGUAUGUUGGUUUUACAGGGGUUGGCGCAUGUAUCUGUAUAGACCGUAGGUAUUGCUGUUCAAUACCAUAGCAGGCUAAAUUGACUUUUCCACUGCCCACUCUGCAGAGAGGCUGCAGCUGUGCGAUAUGACGUGAGCUGAACUCCUGUCACUGCGAUCGAUCGCAGCUCGGAGAUGAAGCUCUGAACAGUCAGCAUUGGUGUUGAAUUAGUUUGUUGGCUGGUUUAAUUUUCUGAAAAUUAAGGGUAAGAUGUCUUUUGUUCACUGACAGUAUCUCAGUGGGUUUUUUUUUUUUAAUGGGUGAUGGGCACACUAUCUUUUUUUUUAUUGGUUCUUUGAUUAAUUUCAUCAUUGAUACCAUUUCAUGUGUUUAUUUUUGCAGUUUUUUUCAUUACUGCCGUGCCAUUUUGUCCCUGACUAAAGUUUGCACAUUUUUUUUCUCAUUUGACAUGUGGUACUAAUGCAAAAUUACAAGACAGGCGCUUGUGAGCUUGUGUAUGCUGAGUAUAUUUUCUAAAGUGUAAGUGAUUCUUGUGUGUGUAUACGUGUUUGAAUGCAAAAGAGAGCAGUUUACAGAAGUGAUUGGAUAUCCACCUGCUUUAUGGGUGCAUAUGUUUAUGCUGGCUCUGCACAGUUGAUUCUUAUUGAUUUGAAUCUGAGGUAUCUGGAUACAGUUUGUGAGAGCCAAGAAAACACACUGGUAUGGUUGGAGUAUUCCUGGAUUUUACAGUGUGGUUUCCUUUUCCAGUAUGUUGCCACCAUUGUCUGCUCUGUGUUUAUGUUAUCAUUGGCUCAUCCGUGUCAAUGCGUUAAUGUAUAUACCAAGGCCAAAACAUUUGCAGAUUCAGGUAACUCAUGGCAAACAUUUGUAGUAUAGCAGUGUAGUACAGAAAAACUUAUGAAAUUUUUUAUGAGUGGCCUUUUUUUCUCUACUUUUUUACUUAAAUGUGAAUACUGUUCCAAUCAUUACUGUCAAUGAUCAAUACACAAGGCUUCUAACUGAACAAAUUCAAACACUAAUUUCUACUGUUAAAUAUUAUUUCAAGACAAAAUCAUGUUUUUGCACCAAUGAUUGUAGACUCAUUUUAGAUACAGUAUCCUGAAACUCUACUGAAAAAUAAAACGUGCAAUAUUACACCUGUUCAGUUUGACACUGAAAAUACAUAAAAAUAACAAUCAUCUCGAUUUUUUUUUUAAAUUCACACCUUGUCGUCAUCACAUUGAGACCAAAGACUAAUCAGCAUCUGAGUGAGCUAUGUUUUCAAGUAUUUACCUCAACCUCCCCACAGCCUCAUUACUCCGGAGCCAUGCCAGUUUAGUUGUAGCUAUAGUGGUUUACUGGGUAUAGUGGUGUUCUGCAGCCAUUUACAAUGUCGUAUGAAACUGCUGCACAAACGACUAAACCCCUCCCCCUAGCAGCGGGUGUCCAAUCGUAGCUUAGCAACCGUAACUAGGCAUGGCAUGCCUGUCAAGCUUCGGCUUUCUCUACAGCUUGAAGCGGUGUAGCAACAUGGGACUGUAUUAAGAGAGAUACUCGCAUUCAAAGAGUUUGGAGGGUCUUUUUUUAAUUAGUCUUUCCAAAAACAAAAUUAAAACAAGCUCAACAGUGUAAGGAAUGGAUUAAACAGUGUGUUUAUCUGCAUUAACGUAACCUGCAAUCGUUAGCAUGUCCGGCUAACUAGCUUACAGUAGUAACCGUGCGUAAUGGCAAGGCCAAGACGCGCGUCAUUAACAUUAGCUAAAUAACAAAAUGUGUUUGUUCUGUUACAGGUUGAGUUAAAAAGCCCCGUUCACUACUAACGUUAGCAUUGUGUAAAAGCCAGUCCUGGAAGCUGUCAGAGUUUAGGCUAACGUUAGCAGCUCUUUCCUGCUCUUUAUUGGAUUUGGGAAGGUUUACACUCCAGCAACCCCAGCCAACGCUACCCGUCAAGUUACUUAUAAUACUAGGACUAACAGGCUCUGCCUAGGACAGCUUGAACCUUAAAGUUAGCCUUUUAGACCGCGUUUUCAACCAACCCAUGGAUCUGAUGUUAGCUUAAUUAGCUAGCUAGCUACAGCUGUCAUUUCAGCCGGCAAAAUCGACAUGGGUCUGCUACAAAUGAGAAGCCUGAGUUUCUUCUACCACUGUCUGAAAUCAAGGACCCAUUGUUUCAAAAGUUACAAAUAAUUAUUAUAGUAAAUCUGCCACCAUAAUAAUUGUAAACUGCAUAUGUGAAGUUCAGAACAGACUGCCUGACGGGCGUAGCAACAGUAACUAAGGGGGCAGGGCUUAGCUAACGGCUGACACCUUUCAUCUAAAUGCCAUGUAACCAUUUCUUCCUCUAAAUACACUCAUUUACACCUACACACCCAAAGAUGCACACAUGAGACAACAUACCAAAUUAAGGACUCACUGGCUGUUUUAAAGCUUCACACAGAUGCUUCUUUACAACUACACUGAGCUCUAAUGUGGUGUCAUUGGUGUCGACCGGAGAGCACAAACCCCUGCUUUUCAAACCCUCUUUUAUGACUCCUCAUAACUCCUUUCCACAACAGUGUUUAAAAGCAUACAGGAGAGAGAACAGAGGGUGAAGUUGAACAGGUCAAUGGCUUUUUCAUGCAUACAGAUAUAUUAUUAAAUAUUGUUAGAGUGCUAACAAUAUGCUUGGAACAUCUGCUUUUGGUACACUGCCACCUGAAACUGCAAGUGUUUUUAUAACCACUGUCAAAAUGCAGUCAGAAAAGGUAAACACGUCUACAAAAGCAGAAACGCUUUGAUCAUAGAAACAGGAGGUCGUCUAGCAGCAAAGUCUUCACUUGCUUCACUGGACUUGACUAAUCACUUUCACUCCCACUUUCUUUUAACAAUGUUAUUUUAGAUGACGAAAAGCAGCAUAGCGGUGUUGUUGAGAUAGGUUUACUGCUGUGAUUUUCUUUUUAUCCCUGAUUUAGGAGUUGGAUUGAAAGAUGUUAAGUCACACAGAUUUGGCGAUGAUUGCCAGAGCUCAAUAUAAAGAAACAAGAACUGUGACCUUGUUUUAUCUCAUGAUAGGACUCCAUAGCAAACAAUGAGACUCAAAAUCACACAGUAUCAUAGCUGUAUGUAAUUUCUGUAACUGCUGUUGUUUUGAUUACAUUUGAAAUAAUAAACAAUGUUGUUAAAUACAAA
Siniperca chuatsi (mandarin fish) is the source of this 5783-nucleotide messenger RNA. It is a transcript of the gene plxdc2b, whose product is annotated as plexin domain containing 2b. NCBI's taxonomy places the organism in Eukaryota, Metazoa, Chordata, Actinopteri, Centrarchiformes, Sinipercidae. The transcript is spliced from 14 exons. The coding region runs from base 522 to 2117 and encodes 531 amino acids. The record is from RefSeq and is a predicted model, not a curated record.